AUGAGUGCCAGCAGGCACCUAGUUCAUCAAGGAGUACACCAGACUGAGAGUGCCAACAGGCAUGGAGCUGAUCAAGGAGUACACCAGAUUGGGAGUGCCAACAGGCAUGUAGCUGAUCAGGGAGUACACCAGAUUGGGAGUGCCAACAGGCAUGUAGCUGAUCAGGGAGUACACCAGAUUGGGAGUGCCAACAGGCAUGUAGCUGAUCAGGGAGUACACCAGAUUGGGAGUGUCAACAGGCAUGUAGCUGAUCAGGGUGUACACUUGAUUGGGAGUGCCAACAGGCAUGUAGCUGAUCAGGGAGUACACUUGAUUGGGAGUGCCAACAGGCAUGUAGCUGAUCAAGGAGUGCACCAGAUUGGGAGUGCCAACAGGCAUGUAGCUAAUCAGGGAGUGCACCAGAUUGGGAGUGCCAACAGGCAUGUAGCUGAUCAGGGAGUACACUUGAUUGGGAGUGCCAACAGGCAUGUAGCUGAUCAGGGUGUACACUUGAUUGGGAGCACCAACAGGCAUGUAGCUGAUCAAGGAGUGCACCAGAUUGGGAGUGCCAACAGGCAUGUAGCUAAUCAGGGAGUGCACCAGAUUGGGAGUGCUAACAGGCAUGUAGCUGAUCAGGGAGUACACUUGAUUGGGAGCACCAACAGGCAAGUAGCUGAUCAAGGAGUGCACCAGAUUGGUGGGUUUGGCAACCAGCAAGAAAGCAUGAUUAUGACAACUGAAUAUGAUGGCUGUGUGUAUUUCCAACUUUGAUGUGAUGAUAUUAUUUAGUGCUCUGUUCUCUCACCCUUUCACCUUUGUUCACCCUCCUUUGUGUUGGAGAUGGAUUGUUUUCAGUGACAAAUAGGAACACCUGGUGAAAGGACACAGACUACAACAAAAGCAGUCACAUAUGGCAGUCAUACUGUUUGCCAGAAUUUUUAGAAGCGGGUGUUUGUCAAAAUGGCAGUGUUUGGACCAAUCUUUGAGCACUAGUACAAUGUGUAUUUGACCUUGUAUAGGUGGAAAAACGGCAUUUACUGUUUGCUAUAUUAUCUCAAUACCUCAUUAGGUAUAUAUGUGGCAUUUCCUCACUCUCUCUUCUGUGCAUGGCCCGUUGAGAGUCAUAUUGUCUCUUUCUUGAGAUAACGUGCAAAAGCGUUUUAGAAACCACAGUGAUGGACAUGAUUGGAUAAGCUUAUAUAACUUUACUGACCUCUGUGUGCAGACAUCCAAGUAGAGCUGGAUGGGGUGCAGAAAGUGCUGUAUUGUUCGCAAGUGUAUGUCAGCUAGAUGUGUUUGUAUCUUUCAUCCUGUUGUAUAGUGAAUUAGGCGGUUGAGUGCUAUUUCUUUUUCAGAGCUUUACUGUGUAGCUGUCUUCCAUGGCUCUGAUUACCUCCCUUUCUUGUGUCUGCUACAUUCUAAGUCAGUAGCUCUAUUCAUUAGGAUAUUGCUACGUCUAUGUGGUUAAGUGAAUCCCAAAGACAUUAAUCAGAUCACCAUACACUCAUAUGGGGAUACUUAAUGUGAUCUACACAAAGAACUGAUGUAUCCAUUACCUCCCCAAAGACUGUUCUAUGGCCAUGUUUUGUUGUUAUACCAACUAUGUUUUAAGAUAAGGAAGCAAAUUUAGAAAGUAUUGUGUGUGUCAGUUUCAGACCCAAAGAUUUUGUUGUUAGCUUUAUCAGUUAAGAUAUAUACAAUUUGUGAUGUUUUACACAAUACAGCUUUAUUGUUUACAUUGUUGUACAUUUAGACACAGGACUUCGCAUGCAGGAUUUUCUCUCGUAAGAUAAAAGAAAAUUACUUUCUGUGUGUAAAGUGUUGAAAAAUAUUUAUUAAUGACACAAAUACAAUAAAUGUCAAUAAUGAAAUGUAACAUUCUAUUGGUGUGAAGCAAAACAUAUAAUCUUGCUUGAUCUUAGGCCAGCUUUGAGUCAACAGACUUGUUAUUAUUUAUGACCUAAUCAAAUACAUAGUUGAUCUCACUAUCACAAAUUAUUAGAUGUAUUACUGAAAAAGAAAGUUAUUAUAUUUAUGUAUUAAGUAUUUCCAUUGAUCUGUAAGGGGAAAGAUUUAAUGUGUUGAUUCUCUAAAUACUCCACUGUUUAUCCUGUUUUUGACUACUUGUUUAGUUCAAAUAGUCAGAUGCUUAUGAAGUCAGAAUUUAGGUAAACGUUUAGAGUAAAGGAGGAUUAUAUAUAUAUAUAUAUAUAUAUAUGUAUAUGAUAUUUACAGUGUGUACAUCAUAGUGCAAAAGUAUAUGUGCUGUAAGUAGUUACCAUAGAGUAUACUAUACAAUUAUGAAAUGUACAUAUGUAAAUAGCACAGAGGUUUUAGCUUUGUAUUGUGCGACUGGUUUGCCCCGUGGUCUAGUGUGAUGUAGACUGGCAACUCUAGGAUCCUCCUGCAGGCUUCCUGUCCUCCUCCUCUUUAUGUGCUACUACAUGUAAUAGCAGUAUCAGUUGCUGGACAAGGGGUAUGUAUGUGAUGGAGUGAACACAAAAACUUAGUUGACCAUCACUUUGUUGAUAUUAUGGUUUCCUCGGACAUGUGCCUACCAGGGUCUUAACUAUGUAGGUUAUCUAGGAAUCUAGGCUGUUGAAUGCUAAUUGUUAUCAAAUUUUGUAAGUUGUAAAUGUGGCUAAUGCUCUUUUGCAUUAGCAUAUUUUGUAAUAAAAGAAAAGAAUAAAA
Messenger RNA from Haliotis rubra (blacklip abalone), 2670 nucleotides. RefSeq lists its product as uncharacterized. Lineage: Eukaryota; Metazoa; Mollusca; Gastropoda; Lepetellida; Haliotidae. The record is from RefSeq and is a predicted model, not a curated record. Bases 1 to 750 code for a protein of 249 amino acids. The transcript has 3 exons.